Messenger RNA from Varanus komodoensis (Komodo dragon), 1403 nucleotides. It is a transcript of the gene SYT6, whose product is annotated as synaptotagmin 6. Gene Ontology annotation, biological process: regulation of dopamine secretion; calcium-ion regulated exocytosis; cellular response to calcium ion. The transcript has 5 exons. The record is from RefSeq and is a predicted model, not a curated record. Lineage: Eukaryota; Metazoa; Chordata; Lepidosauria; Squamata; Varanidae. Gene Ontology annotation, cellular component: membrane. Gene Ontology annotation, molecular function: calcium ion binding; syntaxin binding; calcium-dependent phospholipid binding. Bases 100 to 1302 code for a protein of 400 amino acids.
UUCCUCUUUUGGAAAUUGUUCUGGGUGCCCUGGAGGAACAAGACCAUUUCAAGUAACACCCCUGCUUCCCAGAACCUAGCUGACCACGACAAAGAGAUCAUGGCUGACAAGCUAAAGGAUACAGGGACUCUUGGCUUCUUGGAAGCAGCUGUGAAAAUCAGUCAUACAUCACCUGAUAUUCCAGCAGAAGUUCAGAUGUCCAUGAAAGACCAUCUCAUGAGGCGAACACGGAUGCAGAGGCAAACAACAGAGCCUGCAUCUUCCACCAGGCACAUUUCCUUCAAGAGGCAUUUGCCCAGGCAGAUGCAUGUUUCCAGUGUGGACUAUGGCACAGAGCUACCCCUUGCGGCAGAGCAGCCAACUUGCAUUGGCCGGAUCAAGCCAGAACUGUACAAACAGAAAUCUGUGGACUCUGAGGACCCCAAGAAAGAGGCAGAAAAAAACUGUGGGAAAAUUAAUUUUGCUUUAAAAUAUGACUAUGAGAAUGAGACACUGAUUGUGCGGAUCCUCAAGGCUUUUGACUUGCCUGCUAAGGACCUCUGUGGCAGUUCUGAUCCCUACGUCAAAAUCUACCUCUUGCCUGACAGGAAGCGCAAGUUCCAAACACGUGUGCACAGGAAAACACUCAAUCCCACCUUUGAUGAGUGCUUUCAAUUUCCCGUGCCCUAUGAGGAGCUGACCAACAGAAAGCUCCAUCUUAGUGUCUUUGACUUUGACAGGUUUUCCCGGCAUGACAUGAUUGGGGAAGUGAUCUUAGAGAACCUCUUUGAGGCCUCAGAUUUGUCUCGGGAGACUUCCAUUUGGAAGGAUAUUCAGUACGCCACAACUGAAAGUGUGGACCUGGGGGAGAUCAUGUUUUCCCUUUGUUAUCUGCCAACUGCAGGUCGCCUCACUUUAACAGUCAUAAAAUGCAGGAAUCUCAAAGCAAUGGAUAUAACUGGCUACUCAGAUCCUUAUGUCAAAGUGUCUCUGCUCUGUGAUGGGAGGAGGCUGAAAAAGAAGAAAACCACCAUAAAGAGAAACACACUUAAUCCUACCUAUAAUGAGGCAAUAAUCUUUGAUAUCCCUCCAGAGAACAUGGACCAAGUCAGCCUGCUUAUCUCUGUUAUGGAUUAUGACCGAGUUGGGCAUAAUGAGAUUAUCGGGGUUUGCCGUGUGGCAAACAACGCUGAGGGGCUAGGACGAGACCACUGGAAUGAAAUGCUGGCUUACCCACGCAAACCGAUUGCACAUUGGCAUCCACUAGUGGAGGUGAAGAAAUCCUUCAACGAGGUAUGUAAAGUACAUUAUAAUUAUCUUUGAAUACAGGUGUGAGAGGCAGCUUAGUAGGCUGGCUGAACUGCUUUUUCUGAGAGACUUCCACUUGUAUCCUGGGAGUCUUUACAUGAGCUUCUGCUUACCCA